This is a messenger RNA of Styela clava, 7099 nucleotides long. The record is from RefSeq and is a predicted model, not a curated record. Lineage: Eukaryota; Metazoa; Chordata; Ascidiacea; Stolidobranchia; Styelidae.
AGGGGUUCGACUAAGGUCCUCUGGAAUAAUUCUACGCCAUGACUGCAUGAUACCCGCCCUUCACUUAACUUAUGUAACGCUGUGUCUCACCGCAGGUUGAAAUUCAAAAGUAAGGGUUCACAAAUGAAUUUGAAAUCUGGGCGUAUUUGUAGUUCAAUGGAUGAACAAAUUUGCAUCAAAGAAUAUUUUAUGUCCGAGCUUUGCUAAAAAUUAUCAUCACCUGUCCUGGACGAUCUUAAUAUGGUAUCGAGUCAUGUCGUAGCUCUAUUUCUUCAAAACGAUCCUUCCUAUCCACAUCUAAUUGUCAUUUGGAAUUCGAAUGACUUGAGCUAUCAAUGCGUUCGAUAAAUCAUUUUAGCUUUCAGAUUUCUGAAGUGAUAACUUUUUGCUUUGGUAGUGUUUCCCCUUUUCAGCCACACAAGGGGUUUCACUACUUACUGAAUACAGCGGGAAACACCGCAAAGAGUGCGAAACAGGGAAACGUCGCAUAACAGAGGAAAACAGCGCGGAUCAGAGAAAACUAGCGCAAAACAGGAGACGCAGUUAUUACCACAUUAUGGCGGCUCCUGCCACGAAUGAACCGCGGCGUCUCUUGCCAUGGUUCUAUGCCGCUAUUACUGGUAUAUUCACAACGUUAUGUACCGGAUUUUAGGUCAUCAUGCGAAAUUUAAUCUACUUUUCUUUUUAUCUAACUCUAACCUAAACCCAAAUUAAUCAAAACUGUAUCCAUAUGGAAAACGUUCUAAAUUACGGUACCCAAAAUGUGUCACCAGCAGGGGCAGACCUGCCAUUACAGCCUACAUGCCUUAGUUUGUGUUUUUAAUUUGUUGCUGUGGUACUCCAACUCAUUGCAGAAUUUUUUUCUGCUCUGCGCUGUUUCCCUCUGUUUGCGGAGGUUAUGCACAAGUUAAGCUUUUUUUUCUGACAACAAGCCCCCAUGCAUUCAUGAUCUCACGUCACAUGAACUACAUAAUUGUUGCCCAAAUUGUCAUCCAAGUAUUUUGAUCAAUAUGGUACUGUCAUAUGAAGAUGUUUGUCUUUAAAUUUGAUGCUAGUUUUAUUACUGUAUUAACUAACAGAUGGCAAAAUCCCAUUUUUGUCACAUUCGAUUCUGUAUGUGUACAAUCCAAAUCCUAUACGCCCUAAUAGGGUUUCUAUCUUUAUUUUAGAAAAAUAUAAUUUUUAUUGCUGAUAUUGUUCCUUUAUGCUGAUUGUGAAUUCCAUUUCUUCCAGAUUUGCUAUAUAAUAUUAGUAAAGAUGAACAGCCUUAUUGUGCCAAUAGUAAUGUGGGGUGGGAAACCCCCUACACAUAAAAUUCGUGCAAUAACAAUGACGAAGGAUUUGAAACAUAUUUUAACUGGUUGUGCUGAUGGUCAAAUUUGCAUAUGGGAUAUGAACGAUACUACAAAGAGCAUUCAACCAAAGAUGCUAUUGUUUGGUCAUUCAAGUUCAGUUGUCAGCAUAGUCUCAAUUAACAAUGGAACAAAGGACACAAAGUUCAUGGCCAGUGCAUCGUUGACUAAUGAGUUAUUUUUGUGGGAUUUAUCAGAUGGCCGCUGCUUGGAACAAACCAGAUUAUCUGGUUCCCCAUCUAGAUUAAUGUUAACUGAAAUAACUAUUGAUGGAAAAGCAGAAUCGUGUAUUUUAUGUGUCGGACUCUUUGCUGAAAUAUUUAUUCUUUCAGCUGUAACUCUUGAAAUGGUCGCUACUUUGGUAUCAAGAAUUUAUCCUGAUUGGAUAAACUGUUGCUGUAUCACAAACUCUGGCCCUGAAAUGUCUGUGGUUGGACUUACUAUGUCAGGUACAAUAAAAGUUUGGCAAAUACCAAAUAAUUUGUCAACAAAAUCAUCCCCUAUAUUAGAGGAUGAAUCAAAACAAUUAAGAUGCCAAAAUGCAGUGCAGUUAACUCAUGCUUCUCAUCCCGAUAACUAUUUACUCAUUGUAUGUCCAUAUGAAUGGCAAUUGUAUGAUUCUGGUGACUUUUCAUUACUUUGUACUGUUCCAUCCCCGCAUGGGUCUGUGUUUAGUGGGGGAGACUUUUUGAAAGACAAUUAUAGUGUUGCUUUAUAUGAUCAGAAUGGAAUCGUGUUCUUGUAUUCAUUACCCACUACAUCUAUGCUAAGAGGCUCAAGAGACUCUGUAAAAGAUUUUGAUAAAUGCAAAGUAAGAUUGCUGUAUUCAUUUUGUAGCAAGGAAACUAGUGAAUUAUCAUCGCCUCCUGUGAUGGAUUUAUUCAAUGAACAGAAUGGUGAUUUUAUUUUAUGUUCUGGCAAUAGUAACGGCAGUGUCUCUCUAUGGUCAAUAUCCAAGAAUAGAGAUCACAUAUCCGAUACAGUGAAUUUAUUAUGCAAUAUAGGGUUGCAAACUCAUUGGGAAAGUUUAGUGCGUAAGCCUGCUGGUAUAAUUGACCAGUUAGGAAAAGAUUUAAAUAUUUCUGUUACCACCAGCUUGUAUAUUGAAAGUUUGGGGCAGUUAGCUUGUGGCCGUGAAGACGGCAGCAUAAUUAUUGUGCCUGCUGCAAGAGCUUGCAAGUCUCGUUUAUUACGUGAUGGACCAUUAACAAAAAAGACAUGGCUUCCUCACAGAACAAUGCGAGGACACCAAGAUAGAGUUACGUAUUUACUCUAUCCUCAUCAGGAAUCAAAUAGAUAUUCAUCUCAAAUAUUUGUUUCUGGCAGUGCGGAUUUUACAAUAAUACUAUGGGAGUUAUUCACCGGAGUGCAACUCCAUGUUUUCAAUAUCCAUGGUGGUGAAAUUACACAACUAAUCGUACCACCGGAGGAAUGCAGUCCAAGAGUGCAACAAUCAAUUUGCAGUGUUGCCAGCGAUCAUUCUGUCGCAAUAUUAAGUAUAAGAGAAAGAAAAUGUGUGAUGCUUGCUGCCAGUCAUACAUCAACAGUAGUUUCUAUAAAAUGGAGACCAUUGGAUGACUUUGUACUUGUUGCUUGUGCGGACGGUGGACUAUUUGUAUGGCAGAUGGAAACAGGUCACCUUGACCGCUAUGUCACUGGUGUAACUGCCACUGAGAUUUUUGCAGCUUGUGAUGAAUCCAGCAGUAAUAGGACUGAUGAUAUUGUACAUGGCAAUGUCAAUUUGUCUCAAGCAUUUAAGCGAAGAAAUUUGGCUGGAUUCAAAGCUGCAGCACAGCAAGGAUUGCGCAAUAUUAUCGAAACCAUCGAAGACAAAAUACAGGACGAUGGAGAGAAACAAGGUAAUCUCAAUGCAAUGUCAUGUACAAAAGCAAUGCUUGUACAACCACUGCGAGCAUCACCAACACAAGAUGAUGAUUCUCAUAUCGUAUUUUUCAAUACUGAAGCUAUUAUUGGCACUCUUUUACAAGAACAAGCUCUGAGAAAGAAACUUUCUCGAGUGCAAAAACGAGCAGAAAAUGGGAAUAAUCCCAGCUCAGCUCGUAAAGUUCUUAAUGCAUUUAUAUACCAAGUCAAAAAUCAAUUGUUGGAUUCCAGUGAUCAGGGAUCGUCUGCAGCUAGUACGCCAAAUAUUUCUAGAAAACAUAAAGAAAAAGAGAAAAAGUCUCCAUCUAUGGAAGUUGACACAAUAAUGAAUGUGGCUCAAUUAUUACUAUCUUGCCUACAUGGUUGGGGCUUAGAUCAAAAGUUGGAUGAUAUAUGCAAAAACAAACUUGGUAUUUUUGAGCCUCUAAUUCCCAUUUGCUUUGGUCUGUUGUCACGAGAAGGGCAAAUGGCCCUUAUGUUACCUACCUGGACAAAACAAAAAGAAGUACGGAUUACCAAGUCUGAGGAUAUUGUCGAUGGUUGCACACACCUCACUUUUUCAAUAAUUGAGGAUAAUGUAGCAAAAACAGAUGAUGUUUGCUCACAUUCAGGACAUUGGGAAGUUUCCAGUACGAUCACAACACAUCAUCUCAUAAGCAUUAUUGCCGUUGCAAACACAUUGAUGGAACUUUCAAACUUGAGUUUUUCGAAUAAUACUAAAACAAGUAAUGCCAAUGGAACAUCUUUGACAGAGGAUUCAACAUCAAGCAAUAUUAGUGACGGAGUUUCUGAAAGUCCUGGAGAAAUGGCUCAGAUAAAACAAGGCUGGGCAUUGCUGGCAACGAUGCAUUGUGUGUUAUUGCAAGAGCUGUUAGAUUCUCCUUUAUACAAGCCUCCUAAAUUAGAAUUAUUGGCAAGGCGGUGGCAAGACAGAUGCUUGGAAGUGAGGGAAGCUGCACAAGCUCUGCUCCUUGCAAAAUUGAGGCAGAUUGAACCAGAAGGACGCAGAAAGAUAGUGGAAGAAUGGGCAAGACAUAUGCCUGACUAUGUUCAACAACAGCACAUUGAUCUUGUACCAAACACUAGAACGGAAGAGAGAUUGAAUUCAGUUUCUGCCUCUGGUACUCCUACUGAUGACAUCAUGGACAAAUCAAGUGUAUCGAGUGUCGAACUUGCCACAGAGGCACCAACUCAGUCACUACGCCCCACUGCGCAAAGACUCUCCUAUGAGACUAGGCGCCGACAGGCAACAGCUGUGAUUAUUCUUGGAGUCAUUGGAGCAGAGUUUGGACAAGAAAUGGAGCCUUCUCGGUCUAAUAAUGCAAGCCCUUCUAAAUCUCAAAGCAAAUCAGAAAUUCCUGAAGGAUUCAAACUUACUAACUAUUCAAUGGCAAGAAAUACUUGCAAAGCUCUUGUAUAUCUUUUGCUCUACCCUGCCUCGCCAAGGUUGCCAGCCAAUGCUCCAAUAAGACGAGCUGCGAUAGAUCUGAUAGGAAGAGGUUUUACUGUCUGGGAACCUUAUGUUGAAGUGUCUGCUGUUUUGCUUGGCUUACUGGAAAAUUGUGUUGAUUAUAGUACCCAUUUGGCAAGCAUUCAAAGUGGUUUACCUUUAUCUGCUCAAGCGGAUUCAUGUCGUUCAUCUCAUCAUGCUCUUUGUCUAAUAGCUACUGCUCGACCUUUGACAUUUAUUACUACUAUAGCUCGUGAAGUUGCUCGCCACAAUGCUGCAGCUGCCAAUCCUCAACAUCAAGCGUUGCUUGCGACUUCAAUCAUUGUCCGAUCCAGGGCUGAGGUGCUAAGAAUCAUAGAGCUGCUGGCAGAUAAAAUGAUGUCAGAUGUCAUGGACUUGCUGGUUGAAGUUAUAGACGUUAUUCUUUUUUGUAUUGAUACUAAUGCAUUGCGCACGGCUAAUAGUUUAAUCGAAGCUGUGCCAGCCCUGUCUCGUUUUCACACUAUUUCAUAUGAUCCUCGAACAAGACGUAUUGCUGUUGGAACUCGUAGAGGUGCAAUAUAUUUAUACGAUCUCAGGACUAAUAAACAUCAAAUCAUACAUCGUGGAAGAUAUACUAUAUCCACAUUAGCCUUCUCCCCAGAAGGGAAAUAUCUUUCUGUGUAUAGUGUUCAAGAUAACCUUCUUAGUUUCUGGAUGACAUCAUCGACCUUGUUUGGUAUGCUACAAGCACAGGUGAAAAAUGUUAAAACAGUACGCUUACUGCCAUCUUCAGUAAAUCAGCGUAUUGUAAGUUCCCCUGAUCACACAAGAGACAAUAGCAAAAAUUUUAUGAAAUUAUCUUGGGUUAAUAAUCGUAUAACUGUUUUGUUAUUGCCAGAUGGUAAUGAAUACAAGUGUCAUGUAUGAUAUUUCUUAUGCCGAAGAGGGAUUAUUAUACAGCUUUGACACUUGUAAGUAAUUGGAAUAAUUUGAUAUAAAGUAUUUGACCCAAUGACUAUUUACAUUGUUCCAAUAUGCGAAAUCAAAGUGGUAUAUGUCAUGCAGUAUAUAUGUGUGACAUCUUUGAAAAAUCAAUAUUUUUAGUCUUCAAUAUUCAGUAGAUAAGUCAACCUUUCACAAGACAUGAAAUUGAUCAAUUGAUAUUCAAUAUUUGUUGAUAUAUCUGUGUUGGCAAUUACUGGAUAGUUGGGCAUGCAAAAUUUUUUUCUAUACUAUUUCAACUGAAUCAUUACAAAAUAAUAUAUAAAUAAGUCAAUAUUUCAAUACCCACUGCAUAAUGAUGCACUAAUCUAAUAAUGCUAUUCAUAGUAUGUCAUAAUUCUGGGAAGGGUUUGUUACUAUUUCCUUCCAUUAUAAGCGACAUGAUUUGUUAGUUUGUUUACACCUGCCUAGGUAACCUUGAAGUGAAACCUUAAAAUUUUUAAUUUAGGUCUACACUAGCAUGAUAAAAUUUAUAAAGAACGUUCAUUUUCUCAUCUUGGAUCAAAGCAGCUGUUAGCUGUGUUUAUACUCGUAAUAUAUUCAUAUGUGAUAGCAUACUUAUUUAUUUGUUUAUCUUCAUUUUACUGUAUUUUAGAUCAAAAGUUUAUUUUUGUUUAUGAUUAUUGGGUUAUUGGUGACAGAGGUAAUGGUGCAUGUUCGGAUAUUCAAUUUGAGGUGUUAGAAGUUCAUGUUUUUUAUUUUCAUUAUUUACAUCUUAUGCUUAGCUCUUUUAAUGGUAAUUGAGAAAAUCAAAUUAAAAAUAUUGUAUUCGUUUGGUUAUUUCAUAUUGUCUUUUAUUUUGAAAUUGCAAUGUUUUUUAAACAAAAUCGUGCUUAAUAUGUAAGCUGCUGAUUCUUUGCCACUAAUCCGAAUUGCAUUAUCAAACAUCUCAAAUGACAUAUCGAUUUUUAAUAACUUUUGGAAUGACAUUUAUUUAGAUUGAACUCUUUUUGAAUUUCAUAUGUCAAAUGCCACCUUGUAUUUCAUGCUGCAUAUUAUGUGACAAACAAAUUACGUAACCUUAUGAUUGUAUCUUCAUUACCUGAUUGCUAUGACCACUUAAAGUUUAUCUAUAAUGUUGAGAUGAAUAAUGCAAGUACCUGAUUUGUCAUUUAUUGACUAAAUAAUUGAUUAUGAGCAACCAUCUAAAUCAGAGAUUAUGAUGACAAAAAUUCGAUGUGCUUCAUUUAUAACUCGUUCGAAUUUCUUGAUUUUAAAUUGUUGUUGCGCUCUUAAAAUUUGCUUCUUUCUUACUCAUAGAAUUAUACCAAGCCUAUGUGAUGUCCUGUCUCUGCCCAUAGGGAUAUUGUGCAAUUUUUAUGUUUGAAAUUUUAUUUCUAUAACAGUCACUGUGUACUGCCUGAUGGAAUACUAUUUGUCGACAAAACUACUCGAUUGAAAACAAUAAAUAAAUCAGGUCGAUAAUAUA